This is a messenger RNA of Alligator mississippiensis (American alligator), 1095 nucleotides long. It is a transcript of the gene NDUFB11, whose product is annotated as NADH:ubiquinone oxidoreductase subunit B11. The coding region runs from base 578 to 1051 and encodes 157 amino acids. The transcript has 3 exons. The record is from RefSeq and is a predicted model, not a curated record. Lineage: Eukaryota; Metazoa; Chordata; Crocodylia; Alligatoridae.
UCGGAGGGAGUACUAUUUAAAAGGAUAGAAGGAACAAACGUGGUACAGUCCAGGUGUACCGAGUAGACCCGGUCCAGGGGACGGGAAGAGAAAAUAUGGCACAGUCCAGGGGUACCAAAUGCACAGUACAGUCCAGGGGGCAGGAAAGAGGGAAGAUGAAAAUCCAGGUGGGGGGAGAGCCGAUGAGGAUGAAGAUUGUGCAGUCUCGGGGAAACAAAAAAAUACGUGGUGCAGGCCGGAAGAGGUUAUACAGGGAAGAAAGAUAGUACGGUCUUGGGGGAUGUUACUAAGACCCUGGAGGGGAUAUGGUACAGUCCUAGUGGGUAGAUGGAAAAAACGGAACAGUCCAGGGAGGGGCAUAAAUAAAAAAGUACCUACAUGAUACAGUUCCAUAGGACUGAGUAACAAAGGCAGCAUUUGGAUGCCCCUUUAAGGACCCCAUUUUAAAGUCGGCAGUAUUUAACUCCACCCCCACCGCCAGUUCUUUAUUUAGUCCCACUAUAGCCCACCUGCACGUAAGCAAACUCUCUGGAAGUGCUCCGCCUCUUCCGGCUCCGGCUAGGAGCCCGGGGUUGUUAUGGCGGCGCUGAGGCGCGGCGGGCACACGUUACGUCUGGGUGGCCAGGCACUUCUGGCAUUACGGGUGCCCGCGGGACCCCGCCGAGCCGUGGCCGCGGGCAGCGUGAGAGGCGACGCCGUCGUGACCCCGGGGGCUCCGCCACCGCCGCCCCCCACCCCCGUGCAGGCUCUCGAGGACAGGGAGGAUCACAUGACAGCAAUGCUGCGCAAGAACCCAGAUUACCAUGGCUUUCAUGAUGACCCAGUUGUGGACUUGUGGAACAUGCGCAUUGUCUUCUUCUUUAGCGUCUCCGUCUGCAUCGUCAUAGGCUUCACCCUGAUGCACUACAUGCCGGAUAACGGGAUGCAGGAGUGGGCCCGGCGUGAGGCAGAGCGGCUGGUGCGGCAGCGAGAGGCACAGGGGCUGCCUGUGCUGGACCCCAAUUACUACGACCCUAAGACACUGGUGUUCCCCCCUCAGGAUGAGGACUGAUAGCCCCCCCCCCGUUUCCCAAUAAACCUGUGUGAUCUGCCUGA